AUGAAUAUAUUUAAAGGAAAGAAUAAGAAGGGUUUAUCCCAUAAACAUAUUGGUGGUGUUAAACAGAGACACCCAGAUGGAAGAAACGGAAGGAGACAGCAACAAAGAAAACUACAAGAACAGCAACAUCAGCAGCAGCAGCAGCAGCAGCAGCAGCAGCAGAAAGAUGAACAGCAUCAGCAUCAUCAGCAGCAGCAAGAGGUGGAUGACCCCCGAGUAAAUGCAAAAAAAAAAAACCCCACCAACAAUAAGGAGGAAGAUAUGACUAUAACCGAUCAAAAUGAUGAGCAUAUAAAGCAAAAGGAGACACUUUCUAUUCGUCAGCAGAAAAGAGUCUCUAAAUUAUUAGCAGCACAGCAGCAGCAGCAGCAUUUGUUGCAGUUACAGGAGGAGGAGCACCAGCAGCAAGAACAGCAGCAGCAGCAGCAGCAGUCUGCUGCUGCACUAGGGGCGUCUCUUGUUAUAGGAGGGAGACAACUGCAGGUACUCCCUGCUAUUACUAAGGAUAAGGCUAAACAUCUUACACAGGAUAAACAACAGCUCAGAGUAGCUGAGGGUCUAAAAAGACGGGGACAUCCUCUUGCUUAUUGGGGUCUCCCUUUGCAGCCAUUUAAGGGUUUAUCUGCAGCAGAAGAACAGCUUGCUGCUGCUGCAUAUAGGGAGACAAAAGAAAAAUUAAAAAACCCUAAUAUCUUUGUUAAUAAAAAACGUCUUUGUUUACGUAAUUUACCUCGAUGGGUAGAUGCAAACUUUAUAAGAGAAAAAAUUUCUUCUCUUUUAUCUAAUAUAUUAAGGGAGCAUGCAGAGUCUCCUGCUGCUGCUGCUGCUGCUGCUCUUGCUGCAGCAGCAGCAGAGGAGGUAGAGGUAGACCCCGAAAAGCAGCAGCAGCAACAGCAGCAGCAGCAAGAACAGCAGCAGCAGCAGCAGCAGAAGGGGAACAAGGGGAAGACAACAAGCAGCGGCACAUUAAAGGAAUGGAAGGCAAAGGCAGCAGCAGCAAUAACUAAAACACUCCAACUUAUGCAUGCAAUACGUGAUGCACAAGGAUUCUUUAAUCAGGAAUUGCUGCAGCAGCAGCAGCAGCAGCAGCAACAGCAGCAGCAGCAGCAGCAACAGCAGCAGCAGCAGAAGCAGCAACAUGAUAGGAAACCUAUUGUACAGUUCGCACUUGAAGAUGCGAGGAAAGUCAAGAUUAGGGAAGGAGACAAAGGGAGAAAAGGAGACAGCAGAAGCUUGCUGCAGCAGGAGGAGCAGCAGCAGCAGCAGGACCUGGAGAAAGUGUGUCUGCAGAACAGCAAAGAAAGCAGCAGCAGCAGCAGCAACAGCGGCGACUGCAGCAGCAGCAGCAGCAGCAGCGGCAGCAGCAACUGCAGCAACUGCAGCAACGACAUAAGAGGAAGAUGUCUGAGCAUGCAGAAGGAGGGAAAAGAAAAUGUAUAA
Molecule: messenger RNA, 1440 nt
Organism: Eimeria maxima
Lineage: Eukaryota; Apicomplexa; Conoidasida; Eucoccidiorida; Eimeriidae
Exons: 7
Coding region: 1-1440 (479 amino acids)
Source: RefSeq, a predicted model, not a curated record